UUCCGACAUCAGCGUGCGUUGAGCUAAGUUAGCAAAACAUGUGUUGAUAAUUGUGUUUAUGUUGUGUUUUAUUUGGGAAAAUAAAUCUACAAAUAUAUAUUUAUACAUGGCGAUGGAGGGAUGUAUCGAUUAAGUGUCCUGACCGGAAGCUCGUGAGCUACAAGUGAAGCUAACGGUUAUUUUGUAGCUGGAGUUAGCGGAGUUAGCUAGCUAACAGCCUGCUGCUUCUACCACAACAACAGCGCACCAUGGCAAAUCUAGAGCAGUGGGUGAAUGACCGUCUCCAUGACAUCCUCGGGUUGAGUGACAGAUAUGUGUCUCAAUUCAUGAUCGGCACUGCGCGGAAAGCCUCGAGUUCUCAAGACUUUGUGGAUCGUCUCGAGCAGACGGGCACGAUUGACAUCGAACCGAGUGUGGUUGCGUUCGCGCAAGAGCUCUUCGACAAGAUUCCUCGCAAGCAGGUUGUUGAGAAACCUGCCCGGGCGAUGGAACGGGAAGCCAUUGAAAUGGACAAGAGGAAUCGGACUUACACGUUACUGGAGGACAGCGACAGUGAUGUAGAAGCUGUGAAGGAAAUGGAGAAAGGGAAGAAGAAAAAGGACAAAGACAGAGGAAACAGGAGGAAGCACAUCAGAAAGAAGAAAGAGAGCGCGUCGUCUAGUGAGGACGAAGCACCUAUAAGGGGCAAUUCAGGCCAAGGGGACACCAAUUCUCUCAAGAAAGAAGAAGAAGAAGAAGAGGAGGAGGAGUGGGAGAAGGAGGAGAGAGAGCGACAGCAGGACAUCGAAGAGAGAGAUGCGUUUGCUGAGCGAGUGAAGCUGAAAGACAAAGACAAGACCCGUAACAUAACAGAGAGGACGGACAAAAAGGCUUAUGAGGAAGCUCAGAAGAGGCUGAAGAUGGCUGAAGACGACCAGAAGAAAAUGUUGCCGGAGUUGAGGAAGCGCUCUCACUGGGAUUAUCUAAAGAAGAGAGAGUCAGAGAAGAUGGAGGACCUGGAGGCAGAGAUCAAUGAUGACGAGUACCUUUUCCAUACAGAGGAGCUGACAGAGAGGGAGCAAAAGGAGUUGGACUACAAACGCACCCUGCGGGACCUGGCUAAAGAUUACAAAAAGGCCGGUGCCAAGGAACAUGAGGAGAGGAAGAACAGAUACUACAUGCCAGAAGAGAAGAGAAACAAGGAGGUGCCCCAGAGGGACCUGGAGCUGGAGGAAAGUCCCAUGGAGCUGGGAGGAGAGCAAGGCCGCUGGGAGGAGGAGAGGCUGAAGACGGCCUCCCUCAGCUUCGGUGCCAAGAGGGAGCGAGAGCAAGGGAUGAGGCAGGAGCAGGAUAGGUACCAGCUGAUCCUGGAGGAGGAGGAGCUGAUCGAAUUUGUCAGCACUGCCAUGACCAUGAAGGGAACUAGGACGGAGCAGGAUCAGGAGGCCCUGGCUCUGUCCCAGGCAGAGCUGAAGAAACAGUCCAUGCAGGAGGUCCGUCGCAGCCUGCCCAUCUUCCCCUACAGAGAGGACCUGCUAGCUGCCAUCAGCGAGCACCAGAUUCUCAUCAUUGAGGGGGAGACGGGCUCCGGAAAGACCACUCAGAUUCCUCAGUACCUCCUGGAAGACGGCUACACAAACGGAGGCAUGAAGAUCGGAUGUACACAGCCUCGCAGAGUGGCAGCCAUGUCAGUGGCGUCCAGAGUGGCACAGGAAAUGAGCGUCAAGCUCGGGAAUGAGGUGGGUUACAGUAUUCGUUUUGAGGACUGCACGUCGGAAAGAACAGUGCUCAAGUACAUGACGGACGGCAUGCUGCUCCGAGAGUUUCUCACCGAGCCCGACCUGGCCAGCUACAGUGUGGUCCUCAUAGAUGAAGCCCAUGAGCGAACGCUGCACACAGACAUCCUGUUUGGUCUGAUUAAGGACAUCGCCAGGUUCAGGUCAGACCUGAAGGUGCUGGUGGCCAGCGCCACUCUGGACACUGAGCGCUUCUCCCGCUUCUUUGACGACGCGCCCGUCUUUAGGAUCCCCGGCAGGAGGUUCCCCGUCGAUAUCUUCUACACUAAAGCUCCAGAGGCAGACUACCUGGAAGCCUGCGUGGUGUCGGUGCUACAGAUCCACGUCACCCAGCCUAUCGGAGACGUCCUGGUCUUCCUCACUGGACAGGAGGAGAUCGAAACGUGCUGCGAGCUGCUCCAGGAGCGAUGCAGGCGGCUCGGCUCUAAGAUAGCAGAGCUGCUGGUCCUUCCCAUCUACGCCAACCUGCCGUCGGACAUGCAGGCGAAGAUCUUCAACCCCACUCCGCUGGGAGCCCGUAAGGUGGUGGUGGCUACCAACAUAGCAGAAACCUCACUGACCAUAGAUGGCAUCAUCUACGUCAUUGACCCAGGCUUCUGCAAACAGAAGAGCUACAACGCCCGCACCGGCAUGGAGUCACUCAUCGUUACGCCCUGCUCACGGGCUUCGGCCAACCAGAGGGCAGGCCGUGCAGGCAGAGUGGCUGCUGGGAAAUGUUUCAGGCUUUACACAGCCUGGGCCUUUAAACACGAGAUGGAGGAAUCGACGGUGCCCGAGAUUCAGAGGACCAACUUGGGGAAUGUAGUCCUGCUGCUGAAGAGUUUAGGCAUCAAUGACCUCAUUCACUUUGACUUCAUGGACCCGCCUCCUCAUGAGACUCUGGUGUUAGCGCUGGAGCAGCUCUAUGCCCUGGGAGCGCUCAACCACCUGGGAGAGCUCACCAAGCUGGGUCGCAGGAUGGCUGAGCUCCCGGUGGACCCCAUGCUGAGCAAGAUGGUCCUGGCCUCUGAACAGUACAAGUGUUCAGAGGAAGUGUUGACGAUAGCUGCCAUGCUGUCAGUAAACAACUCUAUUUUCUACCGGCCCAAAGACAAAGUGGUUCACGCCGACAAUGCCAGAAUGAACUUUGUGGUGCCGGGAGGAGACCACCUGGUGCUGCUCAACGUCUACACACAGUGGUUGGAGAGCGGCUACUCCACGCAGUGGUGCUACGAGAACUUCAUCCAGUUCCGCUCCAUGAGAAGAGCCCGGGACGUCAGGGACCAGCUGGAGGGUCUGAUGGAUCGCAUUGAGGUGGAGGUGGUGAGCUCACAGGGAGACAGCUUGCCCAUUCGCAAGGCGGUGACGGCGGGAUAUUUCUACCACACGGCGCGACUGAGCAAAGGCGGCUACAAGACGGUGAAGCACCAGCAGACGGUCUACGUGCACCCCAACAGCUGUCUGUUCGAGGAGCAGCCGCGCUGGAUCAUCUACCACGAGCUGGUCUUCACCACCAAGGAGUUCAUGAGACAGGUGAUUGAGAUAGACAGUGGCUGGCUGCUUGAAGUGGCUCCUCACUACUACAAGAGCAAAGAGCUGGAGGACAGCAGCAGCAAGAAGAUGCCCCGCAAGCAGGGCAAAGCUAAGGAGGAGCUGGGCUAAAGAGAGGGCCGAGGCAGGGGGGACAGAUGGUGAAGAAAAACAGUGCAGGGGGCACACUCCUUGCCCUUCUCAGGGCAGGGUAAAAGUAAAUACAAUGACUUAGAUUUUUAUAAAAAUAAAGAAGAAAAGUGUGGAAUUGUGGUUGCAGCUACAUUUGUCUUCAGUUGUAGCUUGAGAUGGCAUUUUGGACCACAUUUUGGCCAUGUGGAGCAGAGGGACGGGUCCAGCGGGAAGUGGGUGACAAAGUCACUCACUGGGUUAAUCAUAAACCGGCUGUGUCAGCUGGGCCACAACAAGGAAACAUGAAUGCACUUGGAUCUGAGUUUCCUGAUCUGAGACUGCAGCGGCGCAGACUCUCUGGGUGGGUCCCACAGCUCAUUGAAGAACGAGACGGUAGCUUUGUUUUCCAGGUGCUUUUCAACGGCCACCAAGCUCUUUGUUGAGUCCAAUUGUGUAUUUGUGAAACCAGCACACUGUUAAAGUGUGCAAAUUACCGGGGAAGCUGAAAAGACUAAUUUCUAAAUAAGGAGUUUCACUCUUGUGUGAGGCUCUGUAACGUGUUUAUUGUCAUUUUUUUUUUCUACAGCAAUAAACUUUUUACAACCACUUUUUGUGACCUGGUUUGCUGGUUUGACCUGGUCUUAUUAUUUACUACCUUUCAACUCGGGUUUCUUUGUUGUUGUAAUUACACCAGGAAGUUUACUACAGAUGUUUAGCUUGUAUUUAGGCGCAGCAUUUGAAGAGGCUCCUGUCGUCCUCUUGUCAUGCUGGUUUGCAACAAAAGGACUGUGUGCUUUUGAGAGAAGUUUUACAAAAUGAAUAUCAAAGCAUCCAAAGAUACAGAUGUGACCUCUUUAACUCAUUUUUAACUAUUUAAAAAACAACCAAAAACUUUUUUUUUUUUUGCUAAUUGUCAACUUGUAAGCCAAUGCAAAAUAUGAGCUGUUUGACAAAGCAAACAACUUCUUAUGCUGUUAAUAUGUAAAUCAGUUCUGGCCCUAACAUGCAUUCAAUUAAGUCUGGUUUUGAUGGAAAGGGUGGAACUGGGACUGUGCUGUGAUGACAGGCUAAACUUACGCUGCUGGUCUUGUUUGGGAGGUAAACCCACAAAGUGUGAAGAGAGCAGUGCAGCUAUGACAGGUAUGAGGCGCUCGUACCUGUAGUGUUGAUGGCACUGGUGAAUGCAGCGACAGUGGAAUUUCCCCAACAGUCACUGCUGCUGUUCUUGAUUCAUAUCGCACAAAGUCGCAUAGAGUAAAACUCUUAUGUGCUUCUCUAUCAUGUGACGCUCCACGCCACUAAUAUCUGACAAACAGCUAUACGAGUUUGAUUCUCAAAUGUAAUCAACCAAUAAGAGCAUGCAGCUGUAGUUACACAGAGCUGCCUCUAAUGAUGUGUAUUCUGCUACGUGUGGACACACAUCAGAUACCUGAUUUUCUACAAAUGCAACACACAGACACAAUAACAAAAAAAUACCU
This is a messenger RNA of Anarrhichthys ocellatus (wolf-eel), 4894 nucleotides long. RefSeq names its product DEAH (Asp-Glu-Ala-His) box polypeptide 16 (gene dhx16). NCBI's taxonomy places the organism in Eukaryota, Metazoa, Chordata, Actinopteri, Perciformes, Anarhichadidae. The transcript has 21 exons. Gene Ontology annotation, molecular function: helicase activity; ATP binding; RNA binding. The record is from RefSeq and is a predicted model, not a curated record. The coding region runs from base 249 to 3416 and encodes 1055 amino acids. Gene Ontology annotation, cellular component: catalytic step 2 spliceosome; intracellular anatomical structure.